AUGGAUAAUUGUAAAACUAUAUCUACACCAAUGGGAUCCGAAACUUAUGUGGAUCAAGAUGAAUCCAAUGUUUCGAUUGAUAUUACAAAAUAUCAAGGUAUGAUUGGUUCUUUAUUAUAUUUGAUGGCAAGCCUUCCUGACAUAAUGUUUAGUGUUUAUUUGUGUGCCCGCUUUCAAGAAAAUCCGAAGGAAUCUCAUCUCGUGGUGGUAAAAAGAAUCAUGAAAUAUCUUAAGGGAACAACCAAUGUCGGUCUACGGUACCCAAAAGGUAGUGUAUGUGAUUUACUUGGUUAUUCUGACGCGGAUUAUGCAGGUUGCAAAAUUGAUCGCAAAAGUACAAGUGGAACAUGUCACAUAUUAGGAAACACAUUAGUAUCAUGGUCAUGCAAGAAACAAGCAUGUUUCGCACUUAGCACGGCUGAAGCAGAAUACAUUGCAGAGCAGGAAGUUGUUGCGCUCAAAUCUUAUAGUUAA
Molecule: messenger RNA, 474 nt
Organism: Vicia villosa (hairy vetch)
Lineage: Eukaryota; Viridiplantae; Streptophyta; Magnoliopsida; Fabales; Fabaceae
Product: secreted RxLR effector protein 161-like
Exons: 1
Coding region: 1-474 (157 amino acids)
Source: RefSeq, a predicted model, not a curated record